Messenger RNA from Protopolystoma xenopodis, 183 nucleotides. The record is from the annotation of a GenBank genome assembly. Lineage: Eukaryota; Metazoa; Platyhelminthes; Monogenea; Polystomatidea; Polystomatidae.
GAGGCGGUUGCCGGCUCCUUAAAAUGCAGCCAAGGUACCCUAUCCUUCUCACCCGACUACCGAGUGUAUCCGAAUGCAGAAGUGAACAGGUUUUACUAUUUGGAGCUGCCGCUGGAAAGCAUUGGUGGCAUCGCCUUCUACAACGACCCUGUUGCCAUGCUUUCUUGGGCUAAAUCUGGGUAA